AUGACUAAGGAUCAGAUGGUGGUGGAACUUGCCUUCAAGACAAAAGUUUUCCUUUGGAGUGGAGUUGUUCUUGGUUCACUGGCAGUAGGCAUCCUUGGCUAUGCUGCAGUCCAGCAACAAAAUGCUGCCGCUAACAAUGAGGCCGACUCUCAGAUUGUAGCAGAGGAUGAGGAAACUGGAGAUGUUCAAGCUGGAGAGUUGUGUGUGAUCUGCCUAGUGAGGAGAAGGCGGUCUGCAUUCAUUCCAUGUGGGCAUCUGGUGUGUUGCCAACGCUGUGCUCAAUCAGUUGAAUGUGAGGAAGCACCAACGUGUCCUGUGUGUAGGCAGACUAUCCAGAAUUCGGUAAGGAUUUAUGAUUCUUGAGGAACAGAAAAAUUACAAUUUCCUUGAGUAGUUGUUUGCGGUCAAGGUGUUCACAUGUUUGGUAAAGCAGUAGAAAACAUGUAUGGUCUUCAACAGUUAUAGAUGAAGCAGUAGCAACAGGAAUGCUACGGCUCCUUUGUGUCAAAAGGAGAUGCAACAAAUUUUCUCAGUGAUGUUCGUUGAGAAGUAUUUGACUUGAUUGGAAAAUGAAAUUUGGUGUAUAUAUUAUAUAUUUAUUUUACAUAUUGUCCAGAGUUAU
Ilex paraguariensis (yerba mate) is the source of this 622-nucleotide messenger RNA. NCBI's taxonomy places the organism in Eukaryota, Viridiplantae, Streptophyta, Magnoliopsida, Aquifoliales, Aquifoliaceae. The record is from the annotation of a GenBank genome assembly.